Molecule: messenger RNA, 945 nt
Organism: Dermatophagoides pteronyssinus (European house dust mite)
Lineage: Eukaryota; Metazoa; Arthropoda; Arachnida; Sarcoptiformes; Pyroglyphidae
Product: pescadillo homolog
Source: RefSeq, a predicted model, not a curated record
AUGCAAAAAAAACUGAAAGUCAAAGGCAAGGGCAACGCCAGCAAUUUCAUCAGUCGACGAAAAUGUCUGAGUAAGUUGGGGGUUACUCUGUCUCAAUUCAGAAUGCUAUGCAUAUUGAAGGGUGUCUAUCCUAAAGUCCCCAACACGUCGAAACUCGACAAAAACAAAAUUUACUACAGUAAAAAAGACAUUAAACUACUUAGCAACGAUCAAUUGAUUGAUCAACUCAAUGGCCAACGCAUUAUUGCGAAACGAAUCAAAAAAUACAUAGCUCAGUGUGACUUGACCAAAGCUCGUAUCGCUUCAGACUUGAAAGAACCGCUUUCCAUUACUCACAUUUUAGUUGAACGUUAUCCCACGCUCGUUUCAGCUUUGAAAGAUUUAGACGACGCUCUUAGUUUCAUUGCGUUGUUUUCAAUCCUCACUGUCGAUGUUGACGCUGGUAUCGACGGCGAGACCCUCAACGAAUGCAAAAACAUAAUUAAUAAUUUUUUUUUGUUUGUAAGUAAAUCUAAAUGUUUAACCAGAACGUUCGUCAGCGUCAAAGGAAUUUACUACGAAGUUGAAAUCUUAAAUCAAAAAAUUUUAUGGCUUCACCCGCACGAACUUCCCCAGUCCGUGCCAGAGUUGAUCGAUAUGAGAGUCAUGUCUUGCUAUACCGAAUUGAUAGAAAAACUAGGUUCAGUCGCCGAGAGCCGUUCAUUUGUUCAGCCCCAGUGGAUCUUUGACUCGAUCAACGCAAUAGAGUUGCAGCCCGAGUCUAAAUACGCUGUUGGUGCAACUUUACCACCCCAUCUUUCUCCGUUUGACCAAUUUGAUUACGAGCCUUCUAAAGAUAUUAUCGAUGUCGACGUUGCCCAGUCAGCUUUAAAUGAAUUGAAAGAUGAAAUCAAAUCUCAGACAGACAAUGAUGUCGAAGAAGGCGAAAAUGAUGAGUUAUUGUAA